Messenger RNA from Polypterus senegalus (gray bichir), 1594 nucleotides. RefSeq names its product major facilitator superfamily domain containing 2B (gene mfsd2b). Lineage: Eukaryota; Metazoa; Chordata; Cladistia; Polypteriformes; Polypteridae. The transcript is spliced from 13 exons. The record is from RefSeq and is a predicted model, not a curated record. The coding region runs from base 44 to 1594 and encodes 516 amino acids. Gene Ontology annotation, cellular component: membrane. Gene Ontology annotation, biological process: carbohydrate transport. Gene Ontology annotation, molecular function: symporter activity; sphingolipid intramembrane carrier activity.
AGCAGUAUAAACUACUGUAGUGGCUGCCGACGGUGUAAGAGAGAUGGUUAAAGGAAUGGGAGCCUCUGAAUUUUCCCCCGAUAAACUGAUAAAAAAUUUAGACUCCCAACAAGGCAAGAACUUAUGCCAGACCCAUGCUGACACCACACUGUCUGUGUGCAGUAAACUCUGCUUUGCCAUUGGAGGGGCUCCUAUCCAAGUGGCUGGGAGUGCCACGGCAUUUUUCCUGCAGAUCUACUUGUUGGACAUUGCACAAAUUAACCCCUUCCAUGCUUCACUGGUGCUGUUCAUUGGGAAAGCGUGGGGGGCUGCGAAUGAUCCAAUCGUAGGCUUUUUCGUCAGCAAAAGUAAGUGGACGAAGAUUGGGAGACUGAUGCCAUGGAUGGUGGGCUGCACCCCAUUUGUCGUGGUGUCCUACUUCUACUUGUGGUUCGUUCCCCCCUUCACUUCUGGGAAAUUCAUCUGGUACCUGGGAUUCUACUGCCUUUACCAAACUCUGAUUACCUGUUUCCACGUGCCGUACUCUGCUCUCACCAUGUUCCUCAGCACAGACCAGAAGGAGCGGGAUUCUGCGACAGCCUACAGAAUGACCAUGGAAGUUCUUGGCACUUUAAUUGGAGCUGCCAUCCAGGGACAGAUAGUAGCCAGCGCCCAUGCAUCCAGGCACUGUCCACUUUACAACACAUCUAUUGAUGCCUCUGCCAAUGCUACUGAAGACUCGGAGAGCUCAAAUAGCACCCCUAGUUCAACAAUGACCCACGAUUUCCUCCGACAAGCAAAAGAAGUCUAUAUGAUAGCUGCAGGUGUCAUAGGUGCACUGUUUGUUUUAUGCACAGUGGUUUUAUUUAUGGGGGUCAAGGAAAAAGAUGACCCCUACGCUCUGAAAACUGACAAGCCAAUACCGUUCCUAAAAGGUCUACAGCUGGUGUUGAAGCAUGGACCUUACAUUAAACUGACGGCUGCAUUUCUAUUUAUAUCUGUUGCCAUUCAGAUGGUGCAGAGUAAUUUUGUUCUCUUCUGUACAUAUGCUGCUGAUCUUCGAGAUCAUUUUCAAAACAUUGUGCUCACGAUUCUAAUGUCCGCUCUUGUGAGCAUCCCGUUUUGGCAGUGGUUUCUGCAGAGGUUUGGCAAGAAGACAGCAGCAUACUGUGGCAUUUCAUGGAUCAUCCCGUUUGCAGUUAUGCUGGUUAGCAUCCCUAAUAUCAUAGUGGCUUAUGCAGUGGCUUUGUCGUCUGGUCUGAGCGUGGCAGCCUCUCUUCUUUUACCAUGGUCCAUGUUGCCUGAUGUGGUAGAUGACUUUAGAUUAAUAAAUCCACAUUCCAAGGGACAUGAAGCUAUCUUCUAUUCAUUUUAUGUGUUCUUCACAAAAUUUGCAGCUGGAGUUUCUUUGGGAGUUUCAACGCUUUGUCUUGAAUUUGCCGGCUAUGAUACAGGAGCUUGUAAACAGCCCCCCCAUGUGGCCUACAUCCUGAAGCUGCUAAUUGGAGCGGCCCCAGUAGUGUUCAUAGUGAUGGGGUUAGUCAUCCUGCUGUUAUAUCCAAUAACUGAGGAAGUCAGAAUACGGAACAAGCAAUCCCUUUCUGAGCUCAGGUAA